Molecule: messenger RNA, 3075 nt
Organism: Mollisia scopiformis
Lineage: Eukaryota; Fungi; Ascomycota; Leotiomycetes; Helotiales; Mollisiaceae
Product: Med5-domain-containing protein
Exons: 4
Coding region: 1-3075 (1024 amino acids)
Biological process (GO): regulation of transcription by RNA polymerase II
Cellular component (GO): mediator complex
Molecular function (GO): transcription coregulator activity
Source: RefSeq, a predicted model, not a curated record
AUGACAACCGUCUCCCAAUGGCAGACAUUCCUAACCCGCAGCCUUGCGACUCGUCUUUCGCCCGACACCUUUGAAUCCUACCUACAAAUCCUCGAAUCGAAGCAUCCUCUCUCUCCAAAUCGUAUAUGCGACAUAUUCUUGAGUCCGCGGAUAGAGAACACCUAUGCUUUAGAUCCUCGAAUAUCGAAAUACAUCCAGAUCCUCUUGUCAUCGAGGCUGGUCCACAUUCCAGCUGUACUCAAAGCUCUGCUGAAAUAUUCAAGCUUCAGCAAACAUGACGAGAACAGCAAUGGAACAACUGGCUCUGAUCCGAACACUCAGCAGAGUAAUAGGGGCGGAAAGAAAGAUGAUGGCCCUGCCAAACAUUGGAGCAAUUCUUACGGAGCGGAAGAAACACUAUUUUAUCGCAUGGCCAAGAACAUAUCCUCUGGGGUGGCGCCGCACGACAUAGAUGAAGCUGUCGAGUUAGUAAAAGCUUCUAUACAAUGGAUGGAGGUUAUUAUAACUGCGAGUCAUUCGGCUCAAGAAAUGAUGGGCCUGGACCAAACGCACACGCAUGAGAAGAAUGCCCAGAGCAUGGCACUUGGCACACUGGUGAUUGCUAUUGUGGAAAAUACCCAGGUAGUUAAUGCUUUGAGCAAAGGCAGAGUGCCUAAAGCUACCCGAAAGGACUUGUCAAAGAUGCUGGCAAACUUUGUGCCACUCCUGUUGCAGAACAGUGCCCAGGCUGCAGCACGUUUGGAAGUAUUCAGGACCGAAACUUUGGUUGCAAUCGAACCUGUGGACAAGAAGGAGAUGGCUGCUGAUAAGGCGUUUGAAGACAUACUGGAUGAGAGUAUUGGAUUGGCACAGACGGUGGACACCAUGGUUGUGGAAGAGUUGCCUAUCGUGAACUCAAGGGCGGGGCUAUACAUCUACCUGAACUCCUUGCUGUUUGCACGCCCACUGAUUGAUGACAAUGCUCUUUUGGCGUAUUUGCACAACCGAUAUCAGGGUGAUAUACAAACGACUGUCAUAGAUCUGAUUCUCGCAGCAUUCGAUGUUCUGGCCAACGCUACCUUCCGCAACGAGAGACCUCAGUCCACUUUCAUUCUACGCUCGUUUCUCAUCAACAAAGUCCCUGUCAUGCUUACAACUCUAUGCACCCAGCUGUUCCCGUCACCCACAUCAGAGUAUUGCAUCACGCGAGCACUGGGCCAGGUUGACACAACGGCGUUUCCUACUCUUUCAAACAUGUUCGAUGAAACUAGUAGCGCCAAUAAUAUGUUCUCGGAUUCGGUCCGCCAAGACUUCUGCUUUGCAUGCUGCUUACAUGGGCUGAUUGCCGAGUCGAGUAUUGAAGAGUUGCUAGGAGACAUACCUAUGCAGAGUCUACCGGCAGGUGGAAGAUAUGCCAAAGAUGACCUGGUCCAGCAAUGUCUUUCUGACCCUGAGCGGGCAGAAGUCUUGAUUGCUGAACUUGAGAAUAUGGAUGGCAACGUUGGCGCUGUUGGCCAAGCAAUUACAGAGGUCAUUGGACGGCUUUGUAACAAUAAAGAAACGAUGUCACUCAAGACGUUGUGCAGCCAGUUGGCAAGAAAACCAAGUUCACUCGAUGUGAUGCUACUUUUCGAGAAACCAAUCACUAUCCUGCAACCAAUAUGCGAUCUUCUCGACAACUGGAGAUAUGACGAAGAUCAAGGAGAGUACCAGCCUGUUUACGAGGAAUUCGGCUCUAUCCUACUGCUUGUCCUCUCCUUUACACAUAGGUAUGGGCUUUCUACUGUCGACCUCGGUAUUCGCAGCAGCGAUUCGUUUAUCGCGAAGCUUCUCAGCCAAGGCCAUCUCAGUCGUGCUAUGGAAGAUAUGACCGAGCAAGAGCAAGGCCAUCUUGAUGGCUGGAUCAAAGGCCUUUUCGACAGCGGCGGUCUGGGCGACGAACUCAUGUCUUCAUGCCCGCCACACGACUUUUACCUCCUGGUUCCAACACUCUUCUACCAUAUUGUUUUAGCAUGUUCAACGAAACAUCUGUCAGAUGAGGGUUUGAAGGGCGGUCUGGAGUAUCUGGUAGAUACCUUCUUGCUUCCCUCCCUGAUACCUGGUAUUACGUGGUUAUCUUCGCACCUUUGGGAGUCUCGAGGUGAUGCAAACGCAGUUUUGCAGAUCCUCUCCGCUCUGAUUACCAACCCAGCAUCCAUAUCCGUCAAUACAGAAGCAUCACAGAUGCUCGGAGCUAUUCUCAAUAUUGUUGCGAAGAAUCUCGAGCAUAGUCUUCGGUGGGUUCAACGAUCGGAACCAUCGAGGCAAGAUGUCGAGCCUCUCUCGAAAGCUCUUCGAGGUCAUCUAGGCUGGGAACGUCGAGGUGCAACUGAUCACACCGAGCUCGAAGCGUGGACUGCAACACCUGGAGGUGGCCUUACUGUCGCUAUCAAGCAUACAAUAGCAAACCUUGUUCAAUGGGCUCUUGCACCAUCAGCCAACACCCAUCCUGCUGCCUACACACAACGUCAGAUAUUAGCUGCGCUGAAGAUUCACGGUGCCAAGCGACUGUUACAUACAAUCCUAGAUGAAGUCAAGACACAAUCAGCGGCAGGCAAUGCCAGUCUUGUUUAUGAUGUUGUCUGCGCAAUUAUUUGCUCUCCGGAUGCUGCCAGUUGGGAUGCUGGGAUGCAAGUAGAUGUCCUUGGUACCAACACAAUCCAGCCUCUGGAUCGACGCCUCACCCUGCGUGAAGCACUGAAGUACGAAGCUGAAAGUGCCCCCAAACUUCACAAAUCAGAUCCCUUUGCGGCGGAUACAAUCGUUCGACUCUACAGGAAGGUAGAAGCACAACUCGUUAUGCCACAACAAGCGAUGCUGGAACACGAUGCUCUUGGUGGACUGGACAGUGACCUUAAUCAGGCUUUAGAUUCAGCGGCUCUCGAUGGUGCAAUGGCGAGUGCAGGUAUGGGCAUGGAUGGCUUGAAUGACGACCAAGGACUGGGAAUGAAUGAUCCUCAUGGAGAUUUGAUGCACGGACUGAUGGGUGGAGGCGACGCCAGUGAUUUAUUGGAUGGUUUCGGAAAUGGAGAUUUAGGUGAUGGUAUGGGGUUCUGA